Messenger RNA from Marasmius oreades (fairy-ring Marasmius), 1810 nucleotides. RefSeq lists its product as uncharacterized. Gene Ontology annotation, biological process: ergosterol biosynthetic process. Bases 361 to 1683 code for a protein of 440 amino acids. The transcript has 9 exons. Gene Ontology annotation, molecular function: Delta14-sterol reductase activity. Lineage: Eukaryota; Fungi; Basidiomycota; Agaricomycetes; Agaricales; Marasmiaceae. The record is from RefSeq and is a predicted model, not a curated record. Gene Ontology annotation, cellular component: endoplasmic reticulum membrane.
AGGGAAUAUGCCACGCUGCUCGAUGUAGAAACUUCUCCACCGUCGUUGACAGUGCCAGAGACUGUAUAGUCGCUGCAUUCCCAAGAGGAACCUGCAGUUUAGGAAGUGUCGUUUUGACGAUUUGAAGGAAACGGCAUGUCGAUUUUUCGCUGAUACAUCCAUCCAUCCAUCCUCGCAUACUAGUAGAUGAGUAUUUACUCUUGAAUAAAAUACAUAUUCAUGCUAUAGAUUCUCAGCACAGCUAGAGGAAAGGGAUUGAAUCAGGGCCUCCAUUCGUUGUACCAGCAUCAAAUAAAUCAAGUGCUCACACUGGAUGUUUCCCAAUCAAUUUCUCGACGAUCUUCCCUGCACUCGCUCGAAAUGGCGAAAUCAGUGAUCUCAAAACACAGCACAAACUCAGAGCUGAAUCCACGAACGGAGGAGUACGAUUUCAACGGUCCCCUCGGAGCACUUGCAGUCACUAUUCUCGUUCCCGUCAUUGUCUACUCGCUUUAUUUUGGCUGCGCUGAAGAAACAGGAGGGUGUCCGCCCAAAGUUCAGCUUACGUUUACUCGUGUCCAAGAAUCAUUGACAUGGUCACAGUGGUUGAGGCUCUGGGACACGGAAGCAACGAUGAUUUAUCUGGUUUGGUACGGGUUUUGUGUCCUCUGUUGGAUCAUUUUGCCUGGAGAGUGGGUGAAGGGAACGGUUCUACGUGAUGGAAAUGUGAAGGAGUACAAGAUCAAUGGUCUCUCGACAUUCAUGCUUGCAAUCGCCCUGUCGGUUGGAUCCAUCGUAAAAUUUGGUCCAGAGUGCUUCACGUUUUUCUACCACAAAUGGGUCGGACUCCUCACCGCAGCCCUCUUGAUGUCCAUCGUGCAAGCCAUAUACGUUUAUGCCGCUUCUUUCGUACCAGGAAAGCUACUUGCAUUGGGAGGAAAUUCAGGGAAUAUCAUAUACGAUUUCUUCAUCGGACGCGAGCUCAACCCGUCCAUCGGUUCCUUCGAUGUCAUGUCGUUCAAUGAACUCCGUCCCGGAAUGAUUCUUUGGGCACUCAUGGAUAUUUCAAUGAUCUGUGAGCAGGCCGUACGACGGGGAGGGUUUUCGAAAGUCACGGAUUCCAUCUGGCUUACUGCUGGAUUUCAGAUAUUUUACAUCGCGGAUGCAUUGUACAAUGAGCCAGCCUUAUUCACUACCAUCGACAUCAUUACCGAGGGCUUUGGGUUUAUGCUCGCCGUUGGCGACUUGGUCUGGGUACCAUUCGUGUACUCUACUCCAACCAGGUACCUGGUGUUCGCGCCGGUUAGACUUGGGACCUAUACCGCUGCGUUGAUAUUUGGCAUGAAUUUCUUGGGAUAUUGGAUUUUCCGCAGUGCGAAUGGAGAGAAGAACGAUUUCAGGAAUGGGAAGAACCCAAAAAACCUCAAAUUCCUUGCCACCGUGACGGGAUCCAAGCUUUUGACAUCUGGAUGGUGGGGAGUAUCUCGACACCCAAACUAUCUAGGUGACCUUUUAAUGGCCUGGGCAUGGUCUCUCCCCACCGGAUUCGCCACUCCUAUAACCUACUUCUAUCCGUUGUUCUUUACGCCCUUUUUGAUGCACCGGCAAAUAAGAGACGAAACCAAGUGUCAGAAAAAAUAUGGAGAUGACUGGGAGAAAUACAAGCAGCUUGUUCCGUACAAGAUCAUACCGUAUGUGUAUUGAAGACCAUAUUAUUUGUUAUCAUAUGUUGCAUACAUAGUUAGGCACAGACAGAUCAGUUCUUUGCGGGGUAUAUAGUAUUGAUCGCCUGUAAGGCGUCUGUUCUAAAUAUCAAGUUCAAAAGCUCGAA